Messenger RNA from Saccharomycodes ludwigii, 639 nucleotides. It is a transcript of the gene GAR1, whose product is annotated as H/ACA snoRNP pseudouridylase subunit GAR1. NCBI's taxonomy places the organism in Eukaryota, Fungi, Ascomycota, Saccharomycetes, Saccharomycodales, Saccharomycodaceae. The coding region runs from base 1 to 639 and encodes 212 amino acids. The transcript has a single exon. Gene Ontology annotation, biological process: ribosome biogenesis; snoRNA guided rRNA pseudouridine synthesis. Gene Ontology annotation, molecular function: box H/ACA snoRNA binding. Gene Ontology annotation, cellular component: box H/ACA snoRNP complex. The record is from RefSeq and is a predicted model, not a curated record.
AUGAGUUUUAGAGGUAAUAGAGGUGGCCGUGGUGGCUUCAGAGGCGGUAGUGGCCGUGGUGGUUUUAGAGGUGGCAGAGCACCAAUCCAACAAGGCCCACCAGAAACUGUUUUAGAAAUGGGACAAUUCUUACAUCCAUGUGAGGGGGAUAUAGUUUGUCGCUCAAUAAAUACAAAAAUACCAUAUUUUAAUGCACCAAUAUAUUUGGAAAACAAAUCUCAAGUUGGAAAAAUUGACGAAAUCUUAGGCCCUAUAAAUGAUGUUUACUUUACAAUCAAGUGUUCAGAAGGUGUCCAAGCUACCAGUUUUAAAGAUGGUGAUAAAUUUUAUAUUUCCCCCGACAAACUAUUGCCUAUUGAAAGAUUUUUACCUAAACCUAAAGUUGCAGGGCCUCCAAAACCAAAAAAUAAGAGAAAGAGGAACGGCACUGCUCCAGGUGGCAGCUUCAGAGGCGGUUCAAGAGGUGGUAGUUUUAGAGGCGGUAGUUUUAGAGGCGGUUCAAGAGGCGGUUCAAGAGGUGGUAGUUUUAGAGGUGGUUCAAGAGGUGGUUCAAGAGGCGGUAGUUUUAGAGGUGGUUCAAGAGGUGGUUCAAGAGGUGGUAGUUUUAGAGGUGGUUCAAGAGGUGGUAGAAGAUUUUAA